Molecule: messenger RNA, 2281 nt
Organism: Uranotaenia lowii
Lineage: Eukaryota; Metazoa; Arthropoda; Insecta; Diptera; Culicidae
Product: transmembrane protease serine 9-like
Exons: 7
Coding region: 21-2192 (723 amino acids)
Biological process (GO): proteolysis
Molecular function (GO): serine-type endopeptidase activity
Source: RefSeq, a predicted model, not a curated record
GACACUUCCGUGUGUCCCAUAUGUUUGUGGCCAGGGAUGAUCUGUAUAAGUAUUCUGGAAACUUGGAAGUUAUGGGAUUCGGGUUAACAGAUUUUGCAUCCGAUCCAAGUCCCACUUUGCUCAAGGGUAAUGUAAACUAUUUCGACUACGAUACCUGCAAUUCUAUGCUUCGGCGUUCCAAAUCUUUGGCAAAGGGACUUACAACCGAUAUGUUCUGUGCCCGGGCUCCUGAAACGGAUACAUGUCAGGGCGAUUCCGGGGGACCAAUUCAAAUUGAGCUUUCCGACGUUAGCAAAGCCAUUCCAUUUCUGGUUGGGGUAACCUCAUUCGGUACCGGAUGCUGGAAUGGAUCGUUUGGAGUCUAUACUAAGGUGGCCAAGUAUAUGGAUUGGAUCCGGACCAUAGCUACGGAUGUUCCAGCGAAUCCUUUAGAAUGCGCUCGUCAAUCACAAUGCUUAGCGGCCAGAAAAUUCUCGGACAGUCGAAUAUCUCCUCAGAACAAUUCUCCAUUCUUCAGGGUUGAACUUCAGAUUUCCGAUAAAAGCUUCAAGCAGUGUAGCGGUGCGCUGAUCGACUAUCGACAUGUCCUAACUUCGGCAACUUGUACUCAAACGGAAGAAGGACAAGCGCCAACUCACAUUCUUGCUGCAGAUCAGUCUAUCCAAAUCAUUGAUAUCACGAGACAUCCUUCUUGGGAACCAGAAUCCAGUUACAAUGAUCUCGCUGUCUUGAAGUUAGAAAAGUACUACAAUCCUCACAAAAUCUAUCAAAUCGUUGCGCCCGGUUGCGUCUGGAGGAAAGAAGCUAUUCCGGAACCGAUUGUGUUUUAUUCCGGGUAUGGGCCGGAUUUCACAGGUGUUUCGAUGAUUAGUUCGGCAAAUGUUUCGUUGAAGAUUCUUACCGCUUUCAAUCAGGAGAAUGGGAAGUGUAACGAAAGUUACAGCGGCAAGUUUAGCGAUGAACUUGAGCAGGGCUUCACCGAGGACUUUGUGUGUGCAGAGAAUCCAGUGGAACUGGUUCCGGGAAUUUGUAAGCUUGAACCAGGUGGCCCCAUCUCUAACUUCCGCCGAGACAACGUCGUACCCUACAUUUACGGGAUCAACACACUAGGAAGCGAUUGUGGUGGAACAGGAAACCUUCUGGUUGCAACCCGCGUUUCAUCAUUCUACUCCUGGAUCGAGAGUGUUGUGCUGAACAAAACCGAUGAGCCCGCUCCAACGACGGAACCACGCUUCGGUAACAUGGGAGAUGAAGAGGUUCCAACUCCAACGGAAGACGACUCUGUGAAUGAAGUGUUUACGCCUGGCGGAAAAGUAAAAAUGCGCAGCGACGUACCCUACGAAGACGAUCUCGUAUCGUUUGUGCUUCCGGGGCUCAUUUCUGGAGACAGUCGACUGACACCGUACGGAGACCAGCUCGUUCCAGGAGGCAUCCAGCAGCUGGCAACCGCUUCAGUUCAUCCACGUUUUGGGGAAGACGACGAUCUACCGAUAACAGUGACAAUCUAUGGAGCACAACUCUCCUAUCUACCAACUAGUACAAAUGAAAUUUUGAGUAUUUUGAAAGGCAUUCCCAUGAUGUCACCUGCUAUUGGUAACAGAAUUAAUAACAAUUCAACCGAUGAAUCCAAAUCAACGGCAGACAUAUUGGCUCACUUAAUCCCUAAACCUACCGUAAUACCACCUACUAGUACAACUACUAGCACAACUACUUCUACUACGACGACUGCAUCCACAACUACAACAACGACUAUGGUAGGACCAACUCAAGUCAGCUUAUGGCCUCAGGUACCAACACUAGCUCCAUCUCAAAGCAAUUCGUUCUACUACUACCCAAAACCAUCUCAAAUGCCACCACAAGUCCUUCAAAAUCCCUACCUUCCUGGAGUGCCUCUGUUCCAAUCAGACAUUCCUUCAACGGUUGCAUCUCUGAGGCCAGCUUCUCCAAUACCGUCAAAAGCGGCCAGCUCUUCAUUCAGUCUAGUCCGAUCGAUAGAACUCUAUCGUGAUGGUACCUGUAGUCUAAGUUCUGGUCAACCGGGAAUAUGUAUGCACUGGACCCAAUGUCAACUGACUGCCUUAACUCCACUGGAAGCUUUCAACGGUGGUUGGUCCUAUUGCUAUCGGGAUCUACUGGAAGUUUGUUGUCCAAUGAGUGGUGUAUCUAGAAUCAAUUCUAAGCUUCUCGGAUAGUCCUAGUCAAGUUUGUAGGGUGUCGUUGAAGUUUUGCUCAUGUCUGUGGAGAAACGUGCAGAAAAUAAUAAAAAAACAUACCCCGUUAG